Anthonomus grandis grandis is the source of this 2167-nucleotide messenger RNA. RefSeq lists its product as uncharacterized. The record is from RefSeq and is a predicted model, not a curated record. Bases 1089 to 1610 code for a protein of 173 amino acids. NCBI's taxonomy places the organism in Eukaryota, Metazoa, Arthropoda, Insecta, Coleoptera, Curculionidae. The transcript has a single exon.
UUUUUUGAUUAUUUAUCCACAUAUUAUAAUUCUGAUUUUUUUAUGUUUUCAACAUAAAAAAAAUGUGUGUUUAAGUAACCGAAAUCAUUUAGAUUCAUUGGACAGAAUUUCAGAAAGUCAAUUUUACAGCUGAAGACAUGGGUAUUAUAGUAGCCAGUGUCUACAACAUACUUUCGGAACAAAACGGACUUAAACUAAGCCAGUUGACGUUUACAAAAAGAAAAAAACCUGUUUUUGAACCAAAUUCGAUUUGAUGAAGAAUAAUACAUUAAUUUUUAUAUCCAAAAUAGGCCUUUCCCCGUUGUCGCCAUAGGCGACGUCUAAUCUAGGGCGAAUCAACUUACAAUUCGAUAACAAAAAAAUAUGCCAAGUUAUAUAGAUGAGAAUUAUGACAGAUAAUGUGAAAACCUUGAUAUCCAUUAAGUUUGUUUUAAGUUGGAAAACAAACAAAAAUAUAGCGUUAAAAAGAAAACAUUUAUGAAGUAAGGUUGAACGAUAAUGAGGAGCCGACAAUUUAUAUAUAUCUUAGAUCAACGUCGUGCGCACUCUCUUCGAGAGUGUUUUUAUCUAAACCUGGAAUAUAUAUCAUGUAGUUCAUAAUGGGAAGUAAAAGACUUGCAUAAUUUCUUUUUUACAUUAUAGUCAAUUAUACUUCUAUUAGUAUACAAUGGUUUGAGCGCAAAAUAGGAUUUUUUAAUUAACCAAUAUUUUUUAUGUUAUUAACUAUUUGUAACUGGAUCCCCCCACAAAUAGUUAUAAAUUAUCCAAGAAAAAUGUUUUCUUAUUUUUUGAAGGGAAACAACUUACAGAACACUUACGAGGAUUUAAUUUUAAAUUGUCGCUUGACGAGAAUGUUGAAACAUUUGACAAAUCUUUGUUAAUUCUAGUAAAAUCCCCCAAUAGGUAGCCGUCCGCAAGCCCUGAAAACUAUUUGCAAUAUUUAGCAAUCUUAUACAUGUCUGUUAUGCACAGGGUCCAGCAAAAUGAUCUCCCACAUUUUGCGCCGCCACUGAGCCCGAAUCACUAAAGAGGCAGCCAGCUCAGCGUAGUCGGUUGGCUGCGCGCGCCUUGCCAUUUCUGUUGUCGCCAUGAACUGGACGGGCGAGCAUCGUGCCUUCGUUAUCGAAACAUUUUUCAAAAGUAACGAAUCUGUGAUUACGACACAAAGAAAUUUUCGUACUCAUUUCGCGCUUGGUAGACAUGAUCCAGUUCCAGAUCGCAAAACAACACUCUUGUGGGUUUUAAAUUUUAGAGCUACAGGUUCAGCCUUAAAAAGAAAAUUAACUGGUAGACCCAGAAGUGUUCAGACACCUGAAAACAUUGCAGCUGUAAGAGAAGCAGUUGAACGAUCUCCUAGACGCUCAGCUAUUAAACAUGCCUCUGCUUUGCGUUUGUCAGAUCGUUCUGUGAGAAGAAUUUUGCACAUCGAUCUGAAGUUCCACCGAUACAAAAUGAUGAUCGUGCAAGAACUUAGUGAACGGGACUGGGAAAAUCGCCGAGAAUGUUCCAAUGAUAUUCUUCAAAACGUCCCACAAAAUGCGCUUUUAAUAACGAGUGACGAGGCUCAUUUCCAUUUGUCUGGCUGUGUGAACAAGCAGAAUUUUCGCUAGUGGGCACCAGAAAAUCCGCGGCAGCUCCAUGAAAGGCCACUUCACAGCCAACGUGUUACCGUUUGGUGUGCUGUUGGUUCUUUUGGUGUUUGGGGUCCCUAUUUUUUUGAAGAAGGAGGGGUAACGGUUACCGUAACUGCUGAUCGAUAUGUCGACAUAUUACGUAUAUUUUUGGAACCAAAACUUAGGGAACUUGAACAUCCGGAUGUGUGGUUUCAACAGGAUGGGGCUACAGCUCAUACGGCAAGAAGGACAAUGGACCUGUUAAGGGAAAUGUUUCCAGGACGCGUAAUCUCGUUACGUGGAGACGUUGGGUGACCUGCGCGUUCACCCGAUCUUGCCCUAUGCGACUUUUUCCUUUAGGGGCUACCUGAAAGAGAAGAUUUGUCAACAUCAUCCCCGAACCAUUGACGAAUUGAAAGCAGCAAUACGCCAAGAAAUUACAGGAAUAUCGCCUCAAAUUUCUGCUCGAGUAAUGGAAACUUUCAGAAAUCAGCUUCGAAUGUGUGUUAAAAGAAAUAGUCGCCACUUAGACACUGUAAUUUUCAAAACUUAAU